AUGGUCAUCAGAAACAAGAAGAUGGGAUGUUUGAAUCAAGUUUCAAUCUUAUUCAUCUGUUUGCUGUUUUCUUUUUCUAACCUGUUGAUCACCAUACAAUACACAACUGCACAAGCUUUUUAUCCUAUCUGUUUAGGAGAUAGUAAUUACACUACUAAUAGUACAUUUCAAACUAAUCUUAACCUUCUUCUUCCUUUACUGUCCACUGCUGCCAACAAUUCAAUUAUCGUAAACAAUGGAUACUACUAUUACGCCACUGUUGGCCAAACCCCAGAUACUGUUUAUGGGUCUUUUCAGUGUAGGGGUGGUGUUACACUAGAUGCCUGUCAAAGUUGUGUUAAAGUCGCUUCUCAAGAGAUAAAAGAAGAUGAUGGAUGUCCAAAUUCCAAACAAGCAAUUAUUCGAUUUGAUAUAUGUAUGUUAAUGUACUCGAAUCAAUAUUACUUUAAUACUAUGGAGGAUAAACCAAGAGUGCCAUUCUUGAAUGAUGAAAGUGUUACUGAUCCAGAUCGGUUUAGACCAAUCUUAGCUAAUUUACUGAAACGUAUAGCAACAGAAGCUGUGGUUAAUAAGAAUAUUACUAAUUUUGCUAUUGGAGAUGCAAACUAUACCAAUGGUAUAAGAAUAUAUGUAUUAGUACAGUGUACUGCAGACAUACCUCCAUUUAGCUGUUAUGAUUGCCUUGUUGGAGCUAUAUCUUAUUUACCAGAUUGUUGUGAUGGCAGUCGAGGUGCAAGGUUUAUUAGUCCUAGUUGUAGUAUUAGAUAUGAAUUAUAUCCAUUUAAUUCUGCAAAUGCUCCUCCACCACCUCCACCUCAAUCAUCUUCUACUGCUCCUCUUGUAUCACCAAAUGCAAAUGGGAAUAAUUCAUCCAAACUUGCUAUCAGUAUAGUCGUUCCAUCGGUUAUUGCAGUACUUUCCGCCAUUUCCUUCUGGUUUUUCUGUUUCUGGAUAAAGAAAACAAAGACAAGGAAGUUCGAUUAUGUCAAUGAUGAGGUUCUAACUACAGAAUCGCUGCAAUUCAACUUCGGUACAGUAAGUACCUCAACAGAUAAUUUCUCUGAAGCUAACAAACUUGGACAAGGUGGGUUUGGCGCUGUUUACAAGGGUACACUUUCAGAUAGCUGGCAAGAAAUAGCCGUGAAGAGGCUAUCAAAACAUUCCGGACAAGGUGAGCAAGAGUUCAAGAAUGAAGUUACCUUGGUAGCUAAACUUCAACACAGAAAUCUUGUAAAGCUUGUUGGUUUCAGUCUAGCUGGUGAAGAAAAACUGCUUAUCUACGAAUACAUGCCAAAUGGAAGCCUUGACCAAUUCUUAUUCGAUCCAGUUAAGCGUAUACAGCUGGAUUGGGAAAGACGAUCCAAGAUAAUAAGAGGGGUAGCAAGAGGGCUUCUCUAUCUUCAUGAGGAGUACCGACUUAAAAUCAUCCAUCGGGAUCUCAAAGCUAGCAAUAUAUUAUUAGAUACAGACAUGAAUCCUAAAAUUGCAGAUUUUGACAUGGCUAGGCUCUUCGUGCUUGACCAGACUGAAGCUAGUACAAACAGAAUUGUUGGAACUCAUGGCUACAUGGCUCCAGAGUAUGUAAGGGAUGGCGAGUUCUCUGUGAAAUCAGACGUUUUUAGUUUCGGUGUCUUGGUUUUAGAGAUACUUUGUGGAAAGAGGAACAGCAGUUUUCGUAAAACAGAGAUUGCUCGGGAGCUUCUAAGCUAUGCAUGGAGACAUUGGAAUAAUGGAUCUGACAUAGAAAUAUUAGAUCCAACCUUGAAGGAUGCAUGUUCUAGAAGUGAAGUGAUGAGAUUCAUCCAUGUUGCGUUAUUAUGUGUUCAAGAAAUUGUUGCAUAUAGACCCACAAUGCCGACGGUUGUCCUAAUGCUAAACAACUCGGUCACCAGUCAUGAUUUACUUUCAUCACCUGCAUUUUUUACUGAUACUACGAGACAUAUUGAGCCACAUCCUAGCUUAUAUCUAGGCUACAGUGGAGAACAAGGAAACGUGAAUGGCAGGUCAAGCACUGUAGCAGCAAACUGGAGCGUGAAUGAAGUUUCAGUUUCAGAACUAUACCCUCGAUGA
This is a messenger RNA of Papaver somniferum (opium poppy), 2070 nucleotides long. RefSeq names its product putative receptor-like protein kinase At4g00960. Lineage: Eukaryota; Viridiplantae; Streptophyta; Magnoliopsida; Ranunculales; Papaveraceae. The record is from RefSeq and is a predicted model, not a curated record. Gene Ontology annotation, biological process: protein phosphorylation. Gene Ontology annotation, molecular function: ATP binding; protein kinase activity. Bases 1 to 2070 code for a protein of 689 amino acids. The transcript has 7 exons.